UCCUUUUACAUCACACAUGGAAGAGAAACUGGCCAUGGAAACGCCGGACUUCGCGAAUUUCCUGGAUCAGUCAUUGGACGCUCUGCGCCAGCACCUCUUGGAGCAUUUCUCGAAUCCAAAGGCGAUCGAGCCGGGCAGAAGGCUUCAGGAGUUGCAGCUGCAACUGCAAAGACUCAGAGGCAGCAGACCGCAUUGUGGUCCAGUGGCUGGACCCUCCGACGAAGAAUCUGAGUAUCGAGCUGUGCUUGAGAGCACAAGCUCUGUGCGCUUCCACGAGAUCCACGAAACCAUUGAGGAUCCAAUUUUCCCGGAAGUGCAGCUCGAGCGAGAAGUUUCUCCUGAGGGCAGGAAUGAGGAUUCGGAUGAAGAAGACACUCUUCCACAUGGCGAUUCCUCCUAUUUGCUUUCUGACCUUGAAGAUCUGAGCCAGGUAGAGCAGCGCUCCAUCAAGCACCGCCUCCGGCUCCGUUUGGGCCACGUCACCAAGAACAAGCUGGUCUCCGGGAAGUCCUUGCACGGCGCAAUGGUCUCCUUGGGCCUCACUCGCUACGAGGAGCAUGAAAUGAAUGACUUCGUGAACCAUCUGGCCGCAUUUGUAAAUCUCGAAUUUGACACCAGCGACAAAUCCAACUCCUGGAGCGCGGGGUCCCUGUUCUCCCUGAAGUUUGCCGGCGAUGUGCGCGACCUGGAGCCAUCCUGGACAUGGCCGCAGCUGGCUUCCCCUGGGCACCUGCACCGCGAGUACUCCAAGGCGAGCUUCAAGGCGCCGGAAGCACCACUCAACUUCGAUGUGGUGCCUGUCCAGGCGAUCAUGGAGGUCUUCCUCGCGCGGGAAGGAAAGAUUCACAAGCGGAUCUUCGGGCCAAAGCUCUUGAAGCAAUUCAAGGCCAUGAAGGAGGUACUCCUCGCGGGUGAUACGAACCGACUGGUGGCUGAACUUACAUUUGUGCGGCUGAAUGACCUGGCGGCUCCACCAGAGCCGAUCCACAUCUUGAUGUACUUGGAGCCCUUCAUUGCUCUCCUCAUCGUGGCGAAUGGUAUCGUGAUCGGCUUUCAGACAGAUCCCAACUUCGAUAGCUGGGAUGGUUGGAUAUACAUCGACGUGACCUUCGCUGGUUUCCUGGUGCUCGAGAUAUUGAUCCGCUUUGCCGUCCUUGGCUGCUGCGAGUUUUGGCGCGGAUCAGAGCGCGUGUGGAAUUUCUUCGACAGCUUUUUGGCAGUGGCUGCCAUCACAGAUAUCAGCUGGCAGCUCUCCGCAGCAGAGCCUCCAGACAUGGCUGGUACUUUUCUUCUCCGUUUCUUCCGACUCGUUCGCCUGGCGCGCAUCGUGCGGGUGUUCCGGCUCAAGGUGAUGAAGGACUUGCGGCUCAUGGUGAGAGGACUCGUCGCAGGAAUCUGGACACUUUCCCUUGCCUUCACGCUUCUUUUUGCCGUGCUCUACGUCAUCGCCGGUUUUGCGAACAUCGCCAUGGGCGGCAGUUCGAAACUACUGGAGCUGGGACUCACCAAUUAUUUCUACAACAUACCAGUAUCAAUGUUUACGGCCUUCCGGUGCUUUACGGGAGAUUGCACGAACGGGGUCGGUCAUUCAAUUACGACCAUGCUGACGGCUGAAUUCGGCCUUCCGUUUGUUUUAGGGUACAUUGCCAGCUAUAUGCUGGUGACCAUGGGCAUUUUCAACGUCAUCCUGGCAGUUUAUG
Effrenium voratum is the source of this 1700-nucleotide messenger RNA. NCBI's taxonomy places the organism in Eukaryota, Dinophyceae, Suessiales, Symbiodiniaceae. The record is from the annotation of a GenBank genome assembly.